UGCGCGAGACCUUAACCAAAACAAACAUGGACGUCAACAGACUUGCGUUACUUAUUUGUAGUGUAAUUUGCGCAGAAAAGAGCAAAAAACGAAGAAAAACGCGUAGAAUAUGGGUGAGGUCCUGGAUGGAGAAACAACGUGGACGUUGCACUUUACAAAGGGAGAUAAAGACAACCAACAAAGCCGAUAGAGGACGAAGAAGGGUUCAGGAGGAUGUUCAAAAUGACACAGGAGGACUUCAAUGAUCUCUUGGAAAAAGUUGAGCCUCACAUUUCACGACGGAACACCAAAUUAAGGCUAGCAGUCAGUGUAAAGGACAGGCUCGCUGUAACACUGCGUUUCCUGGCAACUGGUGAAACCUACAAAUCCCUGAGUUUCCAAUUCAGGAUAGGGGCCAGCACUGUUUCCAUGAUUGUUAUAGAGACUUGUGAUGUUCUACAUCAUGUUCUCAAAGAUGACUAUCUGAAGACACCCAGGACUGAGGAAGAGUGGAGGCAGAUUGCCAAAGGCUUUCAAGAAAAAUGGCAGUUUCCUCAAUGCUUGGGUUCUCUGGAUGGAAAACACAUUUGUUUCCAGCCACCAGCAUACAGUGGAAGUACAUGUAGGAACUAUAAAUGCAGAUUUUCUGUCCUCAUGAUGGCAGCUGUUGAUGCCAACUGCAAUUUCAUUUAUGUGAAUGUGGGUACUCAGGGCAGAGCUUCUGAUGCAGGUCUGUUUGAUAACGCCGUCAUUAAAAGGGUGUUAGAUAAUGAGCUGCUGAAUGUCCCACCCGCAGAGUCACUGCCUAAUUCAAAUGUGCAAUUUCCCUUUGUGUUUUUGGGGGAUGAGGCUUGCCCCCUCCGCCCAGAUCUGAUAAAACCUUUUCCACACAAACAGCCAGAGUUUGACCAGCAAAUUUUCAACUACCGCCUUUCACGGGCACGAAGGGUUGUAGAUAAUGCUUUUGGCAUCCUUGCCAACCAGUGGCGAGUGUUUCGAUCUACAAUAUUUUUAUCUCCAGACAAAGUCAUCAAAGUAACUAUGGCAGCUGUGUGCCUCCACAAUUAUCUAGGACAGCGUGGGUCUGAGGCAUAUCUCCCAUCAGGACUGGCAGAUUGGGAAACUGCAGACAAAGAAUUUGUAGCAGGAGAGUGGAGAAGGGAGAGACUCGGAGCACUGCAGCCUUGGAAAGGAGCAAGAAUGCGUAAUGCCAGUCAUCAUGCCAAAAACCUGCGAAAUGUACUUAAGGACUACUUUAUGUCCACAGCAGGAGCUGUGCCAUGGCAGGACAAAAUAUGUCUAGUAUGAGUGUGUUUUUCAACUUAAUUUAUUUGUUUUUAACAUGCUUCCAUUUUACUUCUUCCUAAACUUGUGGAAAAAGUAACAGUGAUUUUCAUAACAUUGUUAGAUUUUUUGUCAGAGCAUAAAAUGAUAAAACAUU
This is a messenger RNA of Paramisgurnus dabryanus, 1420 nucleotides long. Lineage: Eukaryota; Metazoa; Chordata; Actinopteri; Cypriniformes; Cobitidae. The record is from RefSeq and is a predicted model, not a curated record.